AUGGCAGAAGUAGAUGAUAAGAGUUGGAUUGAUUCCCUCAAAGUAGUCCUCCCAGCCAUCUAUUCAUUUACUACCCUCGGAAACUCGCCAAAAAUGAAGACUUGGUUUCAUACGCACCGUCUUCGGAAGCAACGCUCAGUGACGGCGUUGCCCAUCCAGAAACAUGACUCUUCGGACAUCGAGCAAGGCGCACCCACUCGCCCAUUGCCAGCUAUCCCAACCCGAGUGGACAGCGCCACCCGGAUUGCAGCCUCUCACACGUCGAGCAGGAUGUCCAUUGAGCGGUACCUGAGUGCGCCAUUGGAGGAAGAGGCGGCUUCAGUUCCAGCAAUUGAAGCGGCAAUCAAGAGACAAACAUCCCAAAGUCGAAUUCCCAGAAUAACUGCCGCACCAAGCGGACGACACUCUCGCGAGAGCUCCUACGAUGCAAAUUCCGAUGGUCGACGCACUUUCUAUACCUCUGGAAGCGCUCCCGACUCGACGGGCACAUCUUAUAGUGCGGUCUCUAAGACCAACCACCUCCCAAGGAGCAAAAUACCCCCAGAGGUGCCCGAAAUGCCAGAAUUGCCUCGGCCGGAGAGGUUAGAGUUUGAGAACGACAAAGCUCAGUCGCCAGAGCGGCCCACGACAAGCGGGACAGUUGACAUGGAGAAGACCUGGGCGGAGCAGAUGGAAAAGCUUAUGCCUGGAUAUUCCCCAGACAAGAAGCUCAACUAUAAAGCCAAGGCAGAAGAGGAGAUUGCGAGAAUUCAAGAGAAGGCGAAGCUGCUGGAGGAAAGGAUUCGCCUGUACGAAAAGGAAAGAGAGAACGCGGAAUUACUAGUGCCGAGGAUCACCGACGAGAUGGCCUACGAACGAAUGGUGGCGCAGCCAAAGUUGGCUUGGAUUCUUGGAACCGACAAUGCCGAUGCGAGGAGCAUUGUAAGGCCGAAGUCCAGCGGGAGCAUGGCACCGAGCACAACAGACGAUCUACCUGAUCGCCCAAGCACUAGUGGUACCCUGGUUGAAGGCGGGCAGAACAGGAACCCGAGGAGAACCAGGUCAAGUGGGGCGCUGGAUGAAAGGGCACGUCAAGCUGCGUUGGAGAGGAAAUCCGCGGGCGUCGACCGAAAGCCGAGCAGGCGUGCGCGAUUCUAUUGCACCUUCUGCCAAAAGCGAUUCCACAGCCGUCUGGAGUGGAUGAGGCACGAACAGACAAUUCACAUGCCUGAGGAACUGUGGGUGUGCUGCCCACGUACAGGAGAGUUCCCCGAUCGAUGUCCAUUCUGCGCCAAAAGCAACCCCAGCCCCUCGCACCUCGCCGAUCACAACUAUCUAUCUUGCCAAGCGAAGCCUCUUUCCGAGCGGACCUUCAGCAGACAAGACCACUUCUUACAGCACAUAUCCGCAGAGCACAAAGUCAGCCCUGGCCAAAAGCCCCUUCGUUUGACCGAGCUCCUAGACGCAUGGAGACAUCCAUUGCCCCUGAAGCAAGGCCACCAGGGGCUUCACUGUGGCUUUUGCGGUCUCACCUUUGCCACGUACAAGGAGCGUACGGAGCAUGUCGCAGCACAUUUUAUGGAGGGUCUAGACAUGAUGUCCUGGUGGAACGCUAGAGUAAGCCAUGAAGUUGCUCAAGCCUCAAAGGCUAAUCAACACCCUGAUUUACCUCACAAGUGUGCCUACUGCGAGCGCACUUACGAGAAUCUCGCCGUUGCGCAGAAGCUACAUCCAAUCUGCACGAUGUACUCUUGCAGUUUCCUCCCGGGCAUGCAAUAUACCAUCUACCCGGCAGGCUCGCGCGCACAUUUGGAAGCGGUCUGCUGCUACUGCAAUGAAACGCUCGUAAGGGGCAAUGGCAAGGUGAAGGGCGCUGUCCUAAAAGAUCACAUCACCCAGCACAAUUUCCGGAACUGCAAUCAGCGGCUGUAUUUCUCCGGCCAACGCUUCCGGCAGCACCUCCAAGACAGCCACAAGACCAACUUUGAUGGAACUCUCUUCGCCGGCUGGACGUUGCUGCUGAAGUCGAGCAAGAUGGAGAAAGCUGCUAUCUUCGAGCCAUUGGAAGCAUCCGCAGCCGUCCGCCGCGCUUAUACGGAUCCAGGAGCUGCAGCUGCUAAGCAGGGCAAAAAGAAGGACAAGGACGUACCUCCAAUGUCCAUUCCCAAGAUGAACUUUAUGGAUUUCUCGGAGACGCCUCAGACAGCUUCUCAUCCAAAGAAAAAGUUGCGUCGCAAAGCCUCCACGCAGACGAUGCCCGACAAGGCCGUCCGCGAAAUCCGCGACUCGACCACUUUCUUCACGCGCGCUGCUACGAUAGACCUCGCAUACGGGAACUCGGCUUCCCCAUCUCCACGCUUCGGCCCCCAGGGGCUCCUCUCACCGAAGCAGCUCCCGCCUCAGCAUAAGGCUGGUUUCCCCGUGGCGUCGCAUCCAGUCGAUGCGGUAGCUUCGAGCCCAAAGUUCUAUCGGAGAAGACUUGACGCGUCAACGCGGAACAGGCUGUAUAUACGGUGCGACGAAGAGGGCCCUCUGUCCAAGAACUCGCAGAGGCUGUUUAGGAGGGUGCCAGGCAGUGCGUUUGGGGCGUUGGUUUUGCACAGUAGUCUAGUUGGGGCGGUGCCGGCGCGGAUGACGAAUUCGGUGGAUGUGUAUUCGCUCCAUUAG
Trematosphaeria pertusa is the source of this 2646-nucleotide messenger RNA. RefSeq lists its product as uncharacterized. The record is from RefSeq and is a predicted model, not a curated record. NCBI's taxonomy places the organism in Eukaryota, Fungi, Ascomycota, Dothideomycetes, Pleosporales, Trematosphaeriaceae. The transcript is spliced from 3 exons. The coding region runs from base 1 to 2646 and encodes 881 amino acids.